Molecule: messenger RNA, 886 nt
Organism: Acomys russatus (golden spiny mouse)
Lineage: Eukaryota; Metazoa; Chordata; Mammalia; Rodentia; Muridae
Product: cytochrome c, somatic
Exons: 2
Coding region: 16-333 (105 amino acids)
Biological process (GO): mitochondrial electron transport, ubiquinol to cytochrome c; mitochondrial electron transport, cytochrome c to oxygen
Cellular component (GO): mitochondrial intermembrane space
Molecular function (GO): heme binding; electron transfer activity
Source: RefSeq, a predicted model, not a curated record
UUUAGAAUUUAAAAAAUGGGUGAUGUCGAGAAAGGCAAGAAGAUUUUUGUUCAGAAGUGCGCCCAGUGCCACACUGUGGAAAAGGGAGGCAAGCAUAAGACCGGACCAAAUCUCCAUGGACUGUUUGGGCGGAAGACAGGUCAGGCCGCUGGAUUCUCCUACACAGAUGCCAACAAGAACAAAGGCAUCACCUGGGGAGAGGACACCCUGAUGGAGUAUUUGGAGAAUCCCAAAAAGUACAUCCCUGGAACAAAGAUGAUCUUCGCUGGAAUUAAGAAGAAGGGAGAGAGGGCAGACCUAAUAGCUUAUCUUAAAAAGGCUACCAAUGAGUAAUUCCACUGCCUUAUUUAUUACAAAACAGUUGUCUCAUGGCUUUUAAUGUACACCGUAAUUUAAUUCAUACCCCCAAAUUCAGAUCAUGAAUGGCUAACAAUGUUUUUGUUGGACAGUCCUGAUUCAAGUAAACCUGACUUGUAGUAAAGUGGAUAUGAUCUUUUUUAAAAUAACAAUCCAGUCGCAUACAUACUAUCACUGUUCUCCCUUCAAGAUUGGACUUACUAGUAACGCUCUACUUUCCACAAAGAUGGGGGGGGGGGAUCAUCUCAAACCUAUUAAAUGGUUUUAUACUUGGAUUUAUAUAACUGGGCAUAUGAAUAUGUGUAACCACUGGGAAAACUCUAAUCACCUUCUCAGAAACAAGAAGGUUCACCUGUGUUUCAGUUUGUGUUCACUGGCCUGUUACAGGCAGUGGCUAAACGGCAAAAAGCAACUGUUCUUAAGGAUGCUGAUUUAUUUAGAAUUCCCUAUGUCAAGGAUGCUGCCUUUUACCACUGAAAGACACUUCUGUGGUUUGUGUAUGAUAUCAAAUAAAGAGUAUUUAACACGU